Messenger RNA from Scomber scombrus (Atlantic mackerel), 2232 nucleotides. RefSeq names its product dnaJ homolog subfamily C member 7-like. Lineage: Eukaryota; Metazoa; Chordata; Actinopteri; Scombriformes; Scombridae. The record is from RefSeq and is a predicted model, not a curated record. Gene Ontology annotation, molecular function: protein binding. The coding region runs from base 18 to 1523 and encodes 501 amino acids. The transcript is spliced from 14 exons.
CGUCCUUUCCAGAAAAAAUGGCAGCUGUUGACAUCGACGUGCCGGUGGAUACGGACGCCCUGAUCUACGAUCAGGAUGACAUGGAGCGUGAGGCUGAAGGCUUCAAAGAGCAAGGAAAUGCAUUCUACAUCAAGAAAGAGUACUCCGAGGCUUUCAACUAUUACACCAAGGCCAUUGAUGCAAGCCCCAAAAAUGCCAGUUAUUAUGGUAACAGGGCAGCCACCCUCAUGAUGCUCUGUCGCUUUCGUGAGGCCCUCGAAGAUUCCCAGCAGGCUGUGCGACUGGAUGACUGUUUCAUGAAGGGUCAUCUACGUGAGGGCAAGUGCCACCUUUCUUUGGGAAAUGCCCGGGCAGCCGGCCGCUGCUUUCAGAAGGUUCUGGAGAUGGAGCCCAGCAAUAGAGAGGCCCAGCAGGAGACUAAGAAUGCAACAACGCUACUGGAGUACGAACGAAUGGCGGAUUUUGGCUUCGAAAAGCGGGAUUUCAGAAAGGUUGUGUACUGUAUGGACCGGGCCUUAGCUCUGGCUUGUGCCUGCCACCGCUUCAAAAUCCUCAAGGCGGAGUGUCUGGCUCUGCUGGGACGCUAUCCAGAAGCCCAGUCUGUUGCAAGCGAUAUCCUGCGAAUGGAUUCCACAAACGCAGACGCACUAUACGUUCGAGGCCUAUGUCUUUACUAUGAGGACUGCAUCGAUAAAGCUGUACAGUUUUUUGUCCAGGCACUGCGCAUGGCACCUGACCACGAAAAGGCCCGGCUAGCCUGCAGGAAUGCUAAAGCCUUAAAAGCCAAGAAAGACGAGGGCAACGGGGCGUUUAAGAACUGCAACUUUGAAGCUGCCUACCAGCUGUAUACUGAGGCGCUGACGAUAGACCCCAACAACAUCAAGACCAAUGCCAAACUCUACUGCAACAGAGCCACAGCAGGAGCAAAGCUGAAGAAACUUGAUCAAGCCAUUAACGACUGCACCAGUGCAAUCAAACUAGACGACACUUACAUCAAGGCCUACUUAAGAAGAGCUCAGUGUUACAUGGACACAGAGCAGUAUGAAGAGGCUGUGCGGGACUAUGAAAAAGUGUACCAGACAGAAAAAACAUCAGACCACAAGCAUCUGCUAAAGAACGCUCAGCUGGAGCUGAAGAAGAGCAAGAGGAAAGAUUACUACAAAGUGCUAGGAAUCGGCAAGAACGCCACAGAGGACGACAUCAAAAAAGCCUAUCGCAAACGGGCCCUAAUGCACCACCCAGAUCGCCACAGUGCAGCGACUCCAGAGGUGCAAAAGGAGGAGGAAAAGAAAUUCAAGGAGGUGGGCGAAGCCUUCACUGUGCUCUCCGACCCAAAGAAGAAAAUCAGAUAUGACAAUGGACAUGACCUGGAUGAAGACGGCGGCGGCGGCGGCGGCUAUGAUGGUGGAGAUUUUGAUGCAAACAACAUCUUCAGGGCUUUCUUUGGCGGCCAUGGAGGAGGAUUUUCUUUUGAUUCCAGUGCAGACAAUGCGCCCGGAAAUUUCUUUUUCCAGUUUGGUUAAUGCGAACAAGGAGCAUGCGGGAAAAUGCAGCCCUGCAGUGGACAAUAUUAAGUUGGACCCAUAUUCACCUCGCAAGGCUCAUACUCCCAAGUGUCUUGCGAAAUCCCCCUAAUGGUCUUUUUCCAUAGGUUUUUGAUUAUUGCAUUCACUCCUAAAUUUAUUCCUUAUGUUGAUGAUAUCAAACAUUGGGGAGGAUAAUUAAGAGGCUUUUGUUAUGAAUUAACAUUGUAGAAGUUCUUUAAGACAUCUUUUUCUUUUAAGAAGUUACUUUGGAUCAGCUGAGCAGAGCAUUUCCUUAUCGCCAAAAUCGAAAUUAUACUGGAUAAAUUUACUCUUGUAAAACCGCCUCUACCUUCACUAAGGUGAUCAGUAGGUAAGGAAUGCAUUGGAAAUGUAAGUAUCAUGGUUGAUUUACUUAUUGAAGUCAUAACAUGGUCUACCUUUUUAUGGUUCACCCGGGACAGCAUGUCUCUGUAGAGCAAGUGUCGAUGAACUGUGAAAGUUCAAUGUCAAAGCUGACCUCAGAACAGCCUAACAAGGACAGCGCCUGUCUCUUGCGAGUGUGUGUCCAGGUUUUAUUGGCUCACUUGCCAAAUAUAGAAUCGACUUGCAGGGUUUUUGUUUCCUCUCCUUUUAUCCAUGCUGCAUUGUAUAUUUGACUCGAAUGUAAAGCCCUAAUGUGUCCAUAAAUUUUUCUUUUUCAGUCCUC